Messenger RNA from Trichophyton rubrum CBS 118892, 1626 nucleotides. RefSeq lists its product as uncharacterized. NCBI's taxonomy places the organism in Eukaryota, Fungi, Ascomycota, Eurotiomycetes, Onygenales, Arthrodermataceae. Bases 1 to 1626 code for a protein of 541 amino acids. Gene Ontology annotation, molecular function: oxidoreductase activity, acting on paired donors, with incorporation or reduction of molecular oxygen; iron ion binding; heme binding. The record is from RefSeq and is a predicted model, not a curated record. The transcript has 11 exons.
AUGCAUACAGAGCCACCCAGCAAGCAUAUUGUCACAAUGGCAAUUCCAGUGCUACCCCCAUUUUCGAAGCUGGCUUCGACUAUUGACUCUCGAGGUUGGAACUGGCACUGGUAUCAUGUAGUAUACCUUCUUUUGGCAUGGCAGACAGCGCAAAUAUUGUGGAAGUUCUGGUGGAAGGCUCCGUCCAAUGUCAUUAUUGCAGCAUACCCUACGCCGUUAGGAAGGUUUUUGACGGCAUUGCAUAUGGUAUUUGAUUCUGGAACGCUCCUUGAAAAAGCGUACGAAUCGGCUGGCGGAAAACCGUUUGCGAUUCCCAUGCUAGAUCGCUGGAUUAUUUUCGUUUCCAACACAGAGACCCUCAAGCAGCUGGACCGUGAACCUGAGCAUGUUCUAUCACUACAGCAAGCACUGCAUGAGCUCGCGUCCACAGGGCCAAUAUUAGGGCCCCAUCAAGUAAAAAUAGAGAACAAGGGAACACAGAGCGAAGUCUCUCGUGUUGUGGUUGGUGUGUUGAAGAACAAGCUCCGUUCAAAUAUUCCUUUGAUGAGUGAUACCCUUCGAGAAAGAGUCAGGAAGUCAAUGGCUCUGGAGAUGUCUCCGCCAGCAAACGAGGCUUGCGAGAAGAAUGAAUGGAGACAGGUUAGGCUUAUGCCAGUACUCCUUCGCAUCUUUACCAGUGUAAAUCUUCUUCCUCUGGUUGGUGACGAACAAGCCAACCGCCCUGAAGUAUACGACGAUGUGAUGAACUUUUUCUGGAGCUGUGCCCGGGCUUUUCCCAUCGUAGAUAUGAUGCCCAGUUUCCUCACACCCUUCAUCGGGCCAAUUGCCAUGGGCUGGGGCGUAACGAGAACGAAAGUAUACGACCUCUUGUUGUGGCAUACUACGAAGGCUCUUGAAGACAAGGAGGUAGGAAGAGAAAAACAGCACUCUGGGGGCCACGUCGCACAAUGGGCUUCCGAAAUAACAAAACUUCGAGAUGCAGCAGAAGUGGCCAAAAUAUCACUUGGACUGUUAUUCGCGAGCGCAUUCCAAGUGCCGAUGGUUGUUCAGUUCUGUAUACACAGACUAUGUAGGCAUGAGGAGUAUACAGAUAAGCUCAGACAAGAAGCUCUCGAAUGUGAAAAUCUUUCUUUUGGCGCGAUGAACCGAGAGAUGCCUUAUCUCGACAGUUUCAUGAAAGAGACCUCUCGUCUGAGUCCAGGCCCAAUCGUAAGUGCACCUCGUACAGUCAUGGUCCCGUACACAAUGGAGGAUGGCUGCCACAUUCCAGCCGGAAAUUGGAUUGCCAUACCCCAGCUUGCCCUAAUGCGGGAUGAGAAGAUCUGGCCCAACGGCAAGGAAUUCGAGGGAUUCCGUUUUGUCGACGAGCAAGGCGAUGCGUCAGAGUCACGAUUCACUCAUCCAAGUCACGAGUUCCCCUUCUGGGGUUCAAUAAAACAUGCAUGCCCUGCACGCUUCUAUGUCUCCGUUGUCAUCAAAAUGGUCCUGUCACACCUUCUUCUAGACUACGACUUCAAGCUAGAAAACCCAACAGCGGCCCCGUUCCUGACCUUUGGCAAGGUCAGAGUGCCUAGCCCCUUUAUGACGCUGCUGGUCAGGAAGCGCUCCACUGGCUCGAGGGUGUAA